UCCUGUCUCUCAUCAUGGCGUAGGAUCAAGGGGAAAAGGAGAACCCCAUGCGGGAGCUGCGCAUCCGCAAGCUCUGCCUCAACAUCUGCGUCGGGGAGAGCGGGGACCGACUGACGCGGGCAGCCAAGGUCCUGGAGCAGCUCACGGGCCAGACUCCGGUCUUCUCCAAAGCCAGACACCCCGUCAGGUCCUUUGGCAUCAGGAGAAAUGAAAAGAUUGCUGUCCACUGCACAGUCUGUGGGGCCAAGGCAGAAGAAAUCUUGGAGAAAGGUCUAAAGGUGCUGGGUAGGCCAGGUUUCAGCAUCGCAGACAAGAAACACAGGACAGGCUGCAUGGGGGCCAAACACAGAAUCAGCAAAGAGGAGGCCAUGCGCUGGUUCCAACAGAAGUAUGAUGGCAUCAUCCUUCCUGGCAAAUAAAUUCCCAUUUCUAUCCAAAAGGCCAAUAAAAUGUUUUCAGUAAAAAAAAAAAA
Myotis daubentonii (Daubenton's bat) is the source of this 472-nucleotide messenger RNA. Its product is annotated as large ribosomal subunit protein uL5-like. The transcript has a single exon. Bases 48 to 419 code for a protein of 123 amino acids. The record is from RefSeq and is a predicted model, not a curated record. Lineage: Eukaryota; Metazoa; Chordata; Mammalia; Chiroptera; Vespertilionidae.